Molecule: messenger RNA, 1545 nt
Organism: Pangasianodon hypophthalmus (striped catfish)
Lineage: Eukaryota; Metazoa; Chordata; Actinopteri; Siluriformes; Pangasiidae
Gene: polr1c
Product: RNA polymerase I and III subunit C
Exons: 9
Coding region: 57-1103 (348 amino acids)
Biological process (GO): DNA-templated transcription
Cellular component (GO): RNA polymerase I complex; RNA polymerase III complex
Molecular function (GO): DNA binding; protein dimerization activity
Source: RefSeq, a predicted model, not a curated record
UUUUGAACACGGAAGUCUACAGUAGGAGGUGGGGCUGGAGGAGGAAAGCGGGCAAAAUGGCGGUGCCUAUGAGCAACGUGGAUGAGAUCCGUGACAGAGUGAUUUUGGGCGAAUUUGGCGUAAGAAAUGUUCAUUCUACAAAUUUUCCUGGUAAUUAUCCUGGUUAUGAUGACUCAUGGGACCUCAAGAAGUUCAAAAAGAAUUUCAGGCUCGAUGUUGUUCAUAUGGAUGAGAACACGCUGGAGUUUGAUAUGGUGGGAAUAGACGCUGCCAUUGCCAACGCUUUCAGGCGGAUAUUACUAGCUGAGGUCCCAACUAUGGCUGUUGAAAAGGUUUUCAUUUACAACAAUACAUCUAUAAUUCAAGAUGAGAUCCUAGCACAUAGGCUUGGCUUGGUACCCAUCAAAGCUGAUCCUCGUCUUUUUGAGUACAGAAAUGCUGGUGAUGAGGAAGGCACAGAAAUUGACACAAUUCAGCUUCAGUUGAAGAUCAAAUGCACAAGGAAUCCCAGGGCAUCUAAAGAUGCCUCUGACCCCAAGGAACUCUACCUCAAUCACAUGGUGUAUUCAAGGGACAUGAAGUGGGAACCUAUUGGAAAUCAGGCUGAUGUGUUUGCUGAUGCUAACAUUGGUCCUGUGCAUGGAGACAUCCUCUUGGCACAGCUUCGGCCAGGACAAGAGCUGGAUAUAGUUAUGCACUGCGUUAAAGGAAUAGGUAAGGACCAUGCAAAGUUUUCCCCAGUGGCCACUGCUAGUUAUAGGCUACUUCCUGAGAUCACAUUACUGCAGACCAUUGAAGGAGAAAAAGCUGAGAGAUUAAAGCGCUGCUUCUCACCUGGAGUUAUUGAAUUGGAGGAUGUUGAUGGAAAGCAAGUGGCUAAGGUGGUCAACAGUCGUCUGGAUACGUGCAGCAGAGAAGUGCUUAGGCAUGACGACCUAAAGAACUUGGUCAAACUUGGAAGAGUGCGGGACCAUUUCAUAUUCUCAGUGGAGUCUACUGGAAUUUUACCACCUGAUGUCUUGGUCAGUGAGGCAAUUAAUGUACUCAUUGCAAAGUGCCAGAAAUUUCUGACUGAGCUUGACUCAGUGACUGAAAUGGAAUAGCCAGAAGGAUGUUGGACCACAUGUACUGAAGGCAACAUUAACAGGACCUCACGACCUUGAAAGUGUUGUAGGAUUGGAUAGCUGAAGCAGUGCAUGAUUAGGGAGUGUUUUCUUCCCUAAUUAUAAAAGCCUUGAGUCCUACAGGAAGCCUGGAUGACAUUAGAUCCUUAUCAACUAAGAUUAUAGUGUUAAGCUAAAUGGACAUGGCUACAAGAGCUAGUGUUAUAUUCUCAUUCUUAAAACAUCUGCUUUGCUCAACGUAGGCAUUGCUUGGCUGGUCCUGAUGAAUGACUGUGAGCUUAAGCUUUAUUUUUGGCACAUGCCCAUGUCUAGACAAAGGCAUCAAUGGUCUGGUCAAGCCCAGUGUUCAUAUUUCUCCAUAAAUUUUGUUUGACGUGAAACAUUGUACAUUGUUUGUAUUAAAUUUAUUGACAAAAUGUCA